CCGGGCGGGGACGCGGCACCGGGUCCUGCGGGAGUGGCCGCCCGCCCCGCGCCCGGUUACCGGGGGUCGCGGCGCUGCCGGCCUAGCGGAGCGGGGCAGGGGCGGCGGGAGGGGGCAGCGGGCUCCGCCGCCACUUGUUGCCGGCGCUCGGCCCCCGGGCGGGCUGGCGGGGGCUCGCCCCGGCCCCGGUUUCUUCCUCCCCGCCCCGCCGGUGCCGCCCGGCCCUGCCGGCUCCUGCCGCAAGUUGGCGAGUUCCCUGCGGAGCCCGGGCCCGUCCCGGGGCUGUCACGGAGGGGGCUCCUGCCGGGCUCUCCCCCGCAGCCCGGCGAUGUCGGGACGACGGCGCCGGAGAGCCCCGGGCUGCGGCGGGAGCGCGGCAAACCCGCGGGGCCCCAGGCCCCCGACGGCGGCACGGCACGGGUUGGCUUCGGGGCGGGGGGCUCGGGGAAUGCCCGGCCCGUCUCUCGGCGGGGCCCCGGGCGGGCAACGGCUCCCCGCGGGCACGGGAGGAGUCGGGAGGGCUUCCGGGAGCCCGCGGUGCCACCGGCGUGCGGGGCAGAAACACCUUUGUUUUGCUCUCCUCGGGCCAGCGAUCUGUCAGGACAUCAUCCCUCUCCUCUCUUUUCGCAGGAAGGUGGCUCCCGGCCGGCGCUGAGGCGUGAAGGCACCCCCGGGCUGGGCACCGAGGGCAGCGGGCGGCCGGAGCCGGGGGGCGCUGGGCUGCCGGGCAGCGGCUGAGCCGGCGGCGGGGGCGAGCGGGGGAACGAUGAUGCAGUAGCCGCUCCGGACGGAGGAAUUCCGCUGCCCGGCGAGACCCGAGACCCACCUGCGCGACGGCAGAGCCCCUGCGGCCCCAGCCCUGCCCGCAGGCAGCACCGGCCCGGGCAGGGGGCUCGGCAGAGCCGGCGCGGCUCGGCCCGGCGGGACGAGAGCGAGAUGAGCAUGGUAAAGAGCCUAGAGCGGCUGGAGCAGCGGCUGGCUGUGAUGGUGGCUGCCCAGGAGACUUCUCAGGCCUGGUCUUCACUGGGAGAGGAGGGGCCGGCAACCAUGAAAAAGGAGAACCACAGCCGGGAUGAGGCGGACUGCAGGGCAGGGCUGAUCCUCCUCAACGGGGACUGCACUGAUCCUGCUAAAGACACAGCUGCCCUUCUUCUGGAGGCUAACGGGAACCCCAGUGCUCCAGAUGCUGGGAGCCUGGGACUGCCAACCCUGAAGAACAAGAGGGUGAGCAAGGACCUCUCCAAGGAGGACCUGUCCUGGCCACUCGCGCUCUCCGAGGCACAGGAGAUGCGGCCCCGGGGCAGCGCCGGCUGGGAGAGCAGCCUCAGGCAGAAGCCUCCUGUCCGCCUCAUCUUCCAGGCCGGGCAGACCCGGCACGAGAUGAAAAUCAAGGAACCGAACAGCGAGGAGAAUCUCAGGGACCUGCCAACGCCGCUGCGGAGCUCCAGGAGGCGAUCGGCCAUGCCCGUCCUCAACACCAUCGACCUCACGGAGGACGACUCCCGGGACUCGUCGCAGAGCAGCAGCACGCUCUCCGGGAGCAGCUCCCAGGAGGGCCAGAACGGCUCUGCCGAGCUGGCGGCUGAGGAGCCGGAGAGCCGAGAGGCGGGGAUAGCGCUGGAGUACCAGGAUGGGAAGGAAUUUGGGAUUGGGGAACUCGUCUGGGGAAAGAUCAAAGGUUUCUCCUGGUGGCCGGCGAUUGUCGUCUCCUACAGAGCCACGUCCAAGCGCCAGGCGGUCUCGGGCAUGCGAUGGGUGCAGUGGUUUGGAGACGGGAAGUUCUCUGAGGUUUCUGCAGACAAGCUGGUGGGGCUGAUGGCCUUUAGGCAGCAUUUCAAUUCUGCCACGUUUAAUAAGCUGGUUUCCUAUCGCCGAGCCAUAUUCCAUGCCCUGGAGGUCGCCCGGAGCCGGUCAGGGAAGACGUUUGCAGCCACCCCCGGGGAGUCCCUGGAGGAGCAGCUGAAGCCCAUGAUCGACUGGGCGCUCACCGGCUUCAAGCCCCUGGGCCUCAAGGGGCUGCGGCCGCCCAAAACCUCAGAGAACGGGGCCCUGCGGAACGGCACGGAGGAGGUGCUGUGCCUCGAGCAGUGCCCCCCCACCAAGAGGCUGAAGGCCACCCUCUGCAACAACAACAAGGAGCAGCGAGUGGAGGAGGACCAGACCCGAGAACAAAUGGUUUCCGAAGUUACGAACAACAGCGGGAGUCUCGAAGACAGCUGCUUGUCCUGCGGGAGGAGGAACCCGGCCACCUUCCACCCGCUGUUCGAGGGAGGCCUGUGCCAGACGUGCAGGGAUAGAUUCCUGGAGCUCUUCUACAUGUACGAUGAAGACGGCUACCAGUCCUACUGCACCGUCUGCUGCGAGGGCAAGGAGCUGCUGCUCUGCAGCAACGCCAGCUGCUGCAGGUGCUUCUGCGUAGAGUGUCUGGAGGUCCUGGUGGGGCGAGGGACGUCGGCCAAGGCAAAAGAGCAGGAGCCCUGGAACUGCUACAUGUGCCAGCCCCAGCGGAGCUACGGGGUGCUGCAGCGCCGGCAGGACUGGAACACCCGCCUGCAGGACUUCUUCACCAGCGACAAGGGACAGGAAUACGACGCACCCAAAAUCUACCCAGCGGUGCCCCCAGCCAAGAGGAGGCCCAUCAGAGUGCUCUCCUUGUUUGAUGGCAUAGCAACAGGGUACCUGGUGCUGAAGGACCUGGGCAUCCAGGUGGAGAAGUACAUCGCCUCCGAGAUCUGCGAGGACCCCAUCGCGGUGGGCACCGUGCGGCACGAGGGCAACAUCACCUACGUGCACGACGUCAGGAACAUCACCAAGAGAAACAUCGAGGAGUGGGGUCCCUUUGACCUGGUGAUCGGCGGGAGCCCCUGUAAUGACCUGUCCCUCGUCAGCCCGUCCAGGAAGGCGCUGUACGGCCCACCGGCCCCCACGCCCCCGCCGCAGCCUCCUCUGCGGGGCCGCGGCCGGUCCCCACCCAGCACUCCCGCUUCCCCCCGUGCAGAAGGGACCGGGAGGCUCUUCUUCGAGUUCUACCACCUGCUCAACUACGCCCGGCCCAAGGCGGGCGAGGAGCGCCCCUUCUUCUGGAUGUUUGAGAACGUGGUGGCCAUGAGGGUCAAUGACAAGAGGGACAUCUCUCGGUUCCUGGAGUGUAACCCGGUUAUGAUCGACGCUAUCAAGAUAUCUGCUACCCACAGAGCUCGCUAUUUCUGGGGCAACCUCCCGGGGAUGAACAGGAUCUUCGGCUUCCCCCUCCACUACACCGACGUCUCCAACAUCAGCCGCGGGGCUCGCCAGAAGCUGCUCGGGAGGUCCUGGAGCAUCCCCGUCAUCCAGCACCUCUUCUCCCCGCUCAAGGAUUACUUUGCCUGUGAAUAGCAAGCGGAGCGUCCCUCGUCUCUCGGGUAACGAUGCAGCUCAGCUGCCUGGGGGGAGAGGGCAGGAUGCGACCACCAGUCUCUCCCUGCGGCUUCCCCGUCCCCGUCCCUCCGCUGCGGGAAGGACGCACGGCCCUGCAGCAGGGCCGAGGGAACUUCAACCAAAGAACCUGGCAGGGCAACCCUUCCUUAAGGGACUGAUGACAGCAACACGUAGGAAAUGACGGACAAAAGAGCUUUAAUUACCCAGCACAGGAAGCUGCAUGCAUCACUGACGAGGCGAGAAGUCUCCUCCAGAGCAUUAAAUAUUCCGUUUUACCCCAGAGCUGAAGAGGAGAAAGUGGUGGAGGCAGCUGCUGGCGUGCUGCAGACAAACGCGGACUAUAGAGGCUGAUUGCUUUUCCUAAACAAACAAAACCUCUCUUGAAAUGACUGCCAAAAAAACCCUCAAACUGCAGCAGCAGGUGGAAGGGGCCCUGGUCAGGUUACGUACACUGAACAUGCAGGAUACACAAACCAAAUCUUUUUUUUUUCUUUUUUUUUUUUUAAAGACUUUUUUUGAUAAACUUUAAUUUUGUUGUUUAACGUCUAUUGCUGCUUUAAGGCAUUACAUAAGAAUGUGGAGACUCCUAGACCUGAAUGUAGCUGAAACUGAACUGUGAGCAGAUAGAUUUACUUUUCUAGUUAGAAAAUAUUUCUACAGGGAGAUACUGUUUUCUAUGUUUGGCUGUAGUUUACAAGUAUUCACUACGUCCUUCUCAAAGCAUUUACAUUUUUUUUCCUCGCAUUUCAAAAUCCU
Oxyura jamaicensis (ruddy duck) is the source of this 4173-nucleotide messenger RNA. It is a transcript of the gene DNMT3B, whose product is annotated as DNA methyltransferase 3 beta. Gene Ontology annotation, cellular component: nucleus. Gene Ontology annotation, molecular function: DNA (cytosine-5-)-methyltransferase activity, acting on CpG substrates; DNA binding. Bases 937 to 3375 code for a protein of 812 amino acids. The transcript is spliced from 20 exons. Gene Ontology annotation, biological process: negative regulation of transcription by RNA polymerase II. The record is from RefSeq and is a predicted model, not a curated record. NCBI's taxonomy places the organism in Eukaryota, Metazoa, Chordata, Aves, Anseriformes, Anatidae.